CCCCGGCCAACGUUGCAGCGACCUUAAAUGUUUGCCUUCAACUGGCAACCGCGCCGCUUUCUCGAGCGCGCGUCGCCGAUAACACUUCGCUCGCCCCGCUGUGAGGCGCAUAUGUUUAUGCAUGAAGGCAAGCUCACAGACAAAGCCUCCUCGCGACUUUUCAACAAAUGAGAUGAUUGUGACAAAUUUGACACACCGGCAUCAUAGUCCUGCAAACCAGUGGGGCCCACCAGUGCGUGUCGCUAACUUACACAUAGUCCCAACACAUAUAGUAUUGUCUGUGCGGCUGGACGGGCAGCCGCACCAGAAGUAGAACCAGCGAGGCACCCCCUGCUGCAGUCGCGAAGUCUCACGGUGGAGGCGGCGCAACCUCCUAGCUGCUCAGUACGUGGUCAAUAACCAUCGACCGUCACCGGACGAGCGAGCCUGUGGGCCAAAAAGCUUUCCGUGCAGGCCCAGUCAGCAGUCAGCAGCGAGUUUUGCGCGAGUCCAGCGAAACGGUCGUGACACGUCCUUGCAAAACCAGAGGGAGGACAAAUGCCUGCAGCAGCUGCGGACCCUACGAAGCGGGAGAUUUCCGGGUUCUUCCUCUCCCAGGAGAAAUUUGGCAGCCAUUGCGACUCGCUGGCCAGUCCGGCUUGCGGCACCGUCUCAUUGCGACUCUUCCACAAUGAGCCGCAACACACAGCCGCGGUGCUCCAGGCGCUGCGUGACAACACCAGCGUGACCUCGCUCGACAUUUUCGAGCUUGACCCCGCCUCCGCCUCCACGCUAGGUUCGCUCCUCGCCUCCAACCCGCGCCUCACCUCGCUUGCCAUCCACCACGCCCACGGGUUCGAGGCCGCCACGCGCCUCGCCGCCGGCCUUGCAGCCAACACCAGCCUCACCCAGCUCCACUUCUCGCAGCUAGACGCGCGCGGUGUGACUGCCAUCGCCAAUGCUGUCGCUGCCUGGGCCUCGGCCCCCCACGGCGCCCGGCUGCAGCACCUGCGCCUCGACAAGAGCCUGCUGAACGCCGAGGCAGCGGCGGCGCUGGCGGCGGCCCUAGGGCCGCAGGCGGCGGCGCUGGCCCGGCUGGCGGUGGUGGAGUCGGACAUGGGCGGCGAGGCGGCGGCGGCGCUGCUGGGGUCUCCCGGCUGGGCGGCGCUGACGGCGGCGCUGACGGAGUUGGACCUGUCCAGCUGCCAUCUGGGGCCGCAAGCCGGCGAGCUGCUGGGCCGCUUCCUGGCCGCACCCGGCUGCCGCCUGGCCGCGCUGGCCCUGUCCAACAACCGCCUACUGGGCCCCGGCGGCGCCACCGCACUGGCGGCAGGCCUGGCCGCCAACGCCAGCCUGCGCCGCCUGGACCUAGCCAACUGCGGCGUCACCGCGCCCGGCGUGGUGGCGCUGGCGGCAGCGCUGCGGCCGGAGGCGCCUGGCGGCGCCGGCAGCCUCGCGGCGCCGCCGCUGCAGCAGCUGUGCCUGAACGACAACGCGGCGGGGGCUGAGGGCCUGCUGGCGCUGCUGUGCGCCAUGUCGCCGUUCCCGCUGCCGCGCCCUCAGCCGGCGCAGCAUGUCGAGGGCCUUCUGCCGCCCUGUGGGCUCCGCACCCUGCAGCUGGACUCCAACCAGAUCCGCGGCAUCGACCUGGCGGAGGCGAUGGGGGUGGCGGCGCCGCCAAAGAUCCUGUCACCCGCCGCCGCCGCCGUGCACCAGCUGGCAGCCACCCUCGCGGCGGCGGCGCGCGAAGCGCGCGCCGCCGCCACGGCUGCCGCGACCGCUAAUGGCAGCGAGGUGGAGGAGGCGUCGUCGGCGCGGCGGUUGGUGCACGUGACGGGGCCGUUGGAGCAGGUGUCCCUGGCCGGCAAUGCGCUGUACGACGCGGGUACGACAGCGCUGGCGGCGGCGCUGGGCGGCGCGCCGUCUCUCGAGAGCCUGGAUCUGCGGGAGAACGGCAUCAGCGACGCCGGCGUGGCGGCGCUGCUGCCGCUUGUGGGCGGCGGCGCGGGCGCGGACGGCCGCCGCAUGCUGGGCGGCGCGAGCCGCCGCGGCAGUGCUGGGGGGGCCGCCGGCGCCAGCUCCAGCGUUGGGCUGCAGGGGCUGGUGCUGGACGGCAACCGCAUCCACAACUCGGGAGGCCAGGCCCUGCUGGAGGCGGUGACGGCGGCGCCGGGGCUUUGGCGCUUCUCAGCGGAGGCCAACAAGCUGACAGACCCGGCGCUGCGGCUGUCGUUGACGCAGCUGUCGCAGCUGCGCGCCGCCCGCCGCUCGCAGCUGCUGGUGCUGGGGCGGCAGUACUCGUCCUCCUCGUCCUCGUCGGGCGAGGACCCGGAGGGGCAGGGCCAGAACGGCCGCCGCGGCAGCGGAGGCGGCGGAGGCGGCGCCGACUCGGGCCGCCGCAGCGACGGUGGUGGCGACUCACACCGUAACAGCAUGGAGGAGGAGGACCGGCCGCCAUCACAGCAGCAUCAAAAGCAGCCGCAAAACGGCGGUGGCAGUGGUAACGUGGCAGGCGCAGCGAUGGAUCUGGACGAUCCUCAAGAAAAUGACGGCCACUUCCGCCACCACCACCACCAGCACAAGCACAGGCUGGAUGAGGGACGCGCCAGCGGCGGCAACAGCAGCGGUGACGACGAUGAGCGCAGCGGCGAGCGGCGGCCCUCGGCGGGCGGCCGCAAUGUCGCAGCGCGCGCCGGCCUGAACGGCGGCCCACACGACAUCCAUGUCAGCGCAGGCAGCCAGGCUGCAGCUGCCGCAGCGGCCAUGCUGAGUGCUACUGCCGCCGCAGCGGACGGCCCGGCGUGGCGCCGCGCCGUCCCCGCGACCAUGGACGUGGCCAGCAGCUGCAACGGCAACGGCAACGGCUGUAGCGACGAGGUGCCCACAGGCGGCGUGCGCCGCGACCUGCACGCCAUGGCAGUUGGCGCGCCUUGCGGCGGCGGUGGCGGCGGCCUUGGUGGCGGCUGCGGCGGCGCACACCCCAUGGCCAUAGACUCGCAGCCCUGCAUGCCGUCCUCGGCCGGCUGUGGUGGCGGCGGCGGCCGCCCGCCGUCGGUCGGCGGCGCCUCCUCGCACGACAGCCUGUUUGGCAGCUACGACCCGCCCUCACACUUGCUGGAGGCACACGGCUUCCGCGGCGGCGCCAUGGCCGGGGGCACGCCGUCGCGACAUGCGCCCGCCGGCGCCGCCGGUGCGCGCUUUGGCGGCAGCAGCAGCGGCGGCGUGGCCGGCGGCGGUGGCGGCGGCGGCGGCGGCGGUGGCGGCGGCAUGAUGGCGACGUCGCCGCCGCCGGCCAUGUGCUACGUGACGGCGAUGACGGGCGUUGGCGGCGCGGGCAGCGUGGGCGUGUCGAAACAGGCGGGCGGUGGUCGCGGCGGAGGCGGCGGCGCCAGCGGCCACGACUUCAAGUCCACGCCGCAGCAGAUCCUGCCGGCGUGUCGCCGGCCGCGCUACAAGCCCCUGACGCCGGAGCAGCAGCGCAUGUUUGAGGACUUUUGAAAAGGGCCGCCGCAAGAGCAGCUGCUCGAGCUGCUGUUGCGGCAGCAGGAGUGCGUGAACCUGUGGCGGACGGGCAUGACUAAUGCACGGCUGGCUGCUCGAAGUACCAAUCGCCUCGCCAUCGCUCGUUGGACUCUUUCGAUAAUGAAAAAAAGCAAUUGCACGCGUGCGCCCAGAACGAGGCUGCGUGCCGCAGGCGGAUGUACCUACAACGUAAUGAUUCAUGCUGUUCCGGCGCUGCCGCAAGCGCUGCAAGAACUAGCAUCUCUGCGAGAGUGUUUUGACGGCAGCCCUGCCUCUCUCUGUCCCGGCUUGGCUGCAAAGGUCCUGCCGACACGCUUUUGACGGGCUUUGAUGGGAAUCCUUCGCUCUGGGUGGUGUGGAUGAGGAUGUGGGUAUCAGACAACAUAGUGCCUUGAGGGGCGCUUUCGGGAGGGGGGGCCGAUAAGCACGACCAGCAGCAAAUCCUUAAUCCUACACUACUUGCUUGCUGCUGGUGCAAGUGCAAACUCGGGGCCGGUCUGGGCCCUUGGGGAUUCUUUCUGCAAAGCGUAUCCAAGCUAUGCGCGGGUGCGGCGGCCCGGUUUCUGACCGCGUCGCUGAAUGAUAAAGGCUCCGCAGAGGCGGGGCUGCGCGCCUGUCUGCGAUUGGGUUACCUUGUGUAGUUUCCAGGGCCUUCAAUCGGGCAGGUUUGCUUGUGCUUUGAUAGAUACCAGGAUUGUGGAAGCUGUUCCAACAGAAUUGUGCAUAGAAACGGUCAAAAGCUCUUACACAUCUAAGUGGCUGGGCAAGUUGCCGCCUGGUGCGGGCGGCUGCAGUGCGCCUCCAGACAACGGUGACGAGUUAGGAUCUGGGGCUUGAGACUUGAGAGCCCCAGGUGCGCUUUAGUCCACGCCCUGUGCCCCCGCAUUGCACACGCGCACUUUUCCAUGGUUGCCGCAUUCGGCCCACGUGCGCGCGUGGCACGUGCAGAAUGCAAGCGGGGUGAACAGGUCACGUGUAUGUGCAUUUGCUGCUAGGUGUUGCUGUUGACUAGUGUCUGUACCGUAUGCAGACGUUUUGGUGUAGCUAUGUCUCUGUAUUUGGAUAAAUAUCCCAUCCGGCGCGGGGGGUGAUGCCUUUUGGAUUUGGCCUGACGCGCGGUGCUGACUGUUAUGGAGAGAUUGUGGAACUGCGCCGCCCUGCAACUCGCGGACUAGGGUGAUGAUGCAGGUGUCUUGGCGGCGGGCCAGGAAGCGGCCCGAGCGGGCGACGGUGGUGGGCGACAGUCAGGUGUCGUGACGCAGUGCCAGGGAACGAGCGCGAGGCGCGCGGCCCCAGUCCGGACCACAGCGAUUAAUAGGCCGGCUGGGGUUGUGUUGGGUGCUGUGGUAUUGAGGGCACAGGCGGCGGCGACCACCAGAGGUGGGUGCCGGCCGCAAUGAGACCGUCAAAAGCAGUGAAGUUGUCCUUACUAUCAUGGUCAUCGUACGGUACUAUAGGAGCAGUGCGGGCGCGUGCCGCCAGCGUGGCAAGCACACCGCCGGUUUUUAGGUCUUAUUUGUUGAUCCAGUAGCUGACAUACGCCCUCAGGCAGCACGAGGGCGAUAGCAACGUUCGUUGUUAGUUGUAGAGGUGUUGAACAGGUAGCACGGCACGGUACCGCAAUAUGCAGACAUGCAGGUCCGCCGGUGGCGUGAAGAAUUUAUCGACGUGAGUCUUUGGGGUGCAGAGGUGGGUGCGAGCACAAAUAAUGCACACCCAAGUACUCGAAGCUGGAUGCGCGGCGGGGCAGUGCGCGGUCAAGGCGCUGCUGUAUGGUAGGCGGAGAUAGAGGGGCACGGCGGGCGCAGGGGCGCGGUACGUGCUGAUUUGGGAGAGGACACACGGCACGUGGGCACAUGUAAUCCUCGCCAGUGAGUUCUGGCACUGUCCA
Messenger RNA from Chlamydomonas reinhardtii, 5392 nucleotides. RefSeq lists its product as uncharacterized. The record is from RefSeq and is a predicted model, not a curated record. NCBI's taxonomy places the organism in Eukaryota, Viridiplantae, Chlorophyta, Chlorophyceae, Chlamydomonadales, Chlamydomonadaceae. Bases 538 to 3477 code for a protein of 979 amino acids. The transcript is spliced from 5 exons. Gene Ontology annotation, molecular function: GTPase activator activity; small GTPase binding. Gene Ontology annotation, cellular component: nucleus; cytosol; perinuclear region of cytoplasm. Gene Ontology annotation, biological process: activation of GTPase activity; nucleocytoplasmic transport.